ACGGGUCAAAAUAAAUGUUUUGGGUAAAACGGUUAGGUUGUAUCUGUGCCCACUGUAACGAUUUCUGCCAGACCGUUUUACGACCGUCCGCCGGGCGAUCGGUCAACGAAAACGGUAGCGGCCGAUCGUUUAUCAGCGACACGCCGACGGUCCGCUACCGGUCACGCGCGCGUAGUGACAGUAGCACCAGCCACCGACAUCAGCUGCAGAAUAGAUAGCAUAACGACCGCCGCCCGUCGCAAUAUUUGUAUUACGUUAACAUUGUUAACGGUUAUUAUCUGCGGUCGGACCACAUUGCCACUAUCAGACGACGUCGCGAGCCGCAUGAGCCGCCACGCGCGCUAAUCUAACUGAUAACAACAACAACAACAACAACACAACAACUCGCGCGGGCCGGGGCGGCACCGCCGACGACUACACUACAACAGCUACACUACACUAUUACGGCGCGCCGUCACAGCCACCACCGCGCCGCCGCCGCUGUGGGGGCGACGACAACAGCUGCUGCUGAUGCCCGCCGCCGCCACCGCCGCCGCCGGUUCAGUUCGGUCGCGCCGUGCUCCCGCCGCCGCACCGCGCACUCGUCGCAACAUCGCCGCGCGCACACGUCGUCGUCCACGACUGCCACUGCUCACUGCAUCGGCCGUUCGGCUCAGCGCGCGCGUUUCCAGUUUCCAGGCGGCGCCGGUUUUUUUUCUCCCUCGUCUUCGCCGUCGCCGUGCGUUCCCAUCGCGGCUCAGUCGCGCGCCGUUCUCAGUCCGUGUCCCAUCGUCCCCGCUCCCGCGCGCCCGGCGUGUGCGUUUCGAUCCGAUUUUUUGAAUUUUCGUUUGAGGCGCGAACAAUCAUUCGAAUAAAAUAAAUACUUUGGAACACUUUUUCACUUCGACCUUCGGCGUCCCGUUCGAUCCGUAACCGCAAUGUACCUAGCACUACCUGAGAUCACUGUGCGCACACACAGUUAACACUCCUCAGGUUGUACACCUACGGUUGUUGUUCGGUCGGUUGUUGUUUUUGGUUUUUAAAUUUUUUUCCCCCAACUAUCGAAUAGGCCCAUUGCGCCCGUCUGAACCGCUCCGGACGAUAGCAACGAUGGCUGCGUUCAGCCCGAAAAGAACGUUAGCGAUUAUUGUGUUGUUGGUGUUGUGCGAUGGAUUGGUCGUGUCGGCAUCGUACGGUGGUUCGUUCGUCAGUUUGGUGGAAGUCGUCAACCACACAAAGUUCACCCAGGAUGAAACCAAAGAUUUGUAUGUCAAUUUGACAGUUGGAAUGUUUGGACAAGGACUCAAUGAAAACAUAAAAAUCAGGCCCACCUCUAGAGUUGCGUUACGUGGCUCUGAGUGUUAUAAAAACCAUCCGAUGAAGAACAUUGAUUCUGACAACCAUGUUUUCAAACAGUUGUGGACAAAUGGUACAUACUUGUUGAUGAGCAUCACGUUCAAGUUUGAUCGAGACUUGACCACACGAAAUGUAUACUUGUGCACGUAUGAGCCGCGAAAACCACCUAACGGACUUACCUCGUCGCUGUGGAGCGUGUUCAGUGGUUCCGGCGACGAUAGUGAUGGUCGAUGGGUGAACCAGGGUGAUUCGGUAGCGAUCAGAUCCGACGAAAUGUCACAGUCCACGGAGAAUUCAUUGGAUUCGUCGCCAAGCAGACGGAGAAGACAACAAGGGACAACAUUAAAAAAUGUUACCCCAUUAGGUACAGCUUACAUAUCUCCAGUAAACUUUUAUGGCUUACGGGUGGAGUACUCUGAUGCAGCAGUAGACUAUGAUGAUCUAGGAGUACCACAGUUACUGGUUCAACGAAAUGCGUCGUUUCGGUUGUUUGGUAGUGACUGGACUGAAAAAACAAUAUUUGUUCUUACGGAAAAAAUUGGUGAAAAAGGUGGUCCGUGUGAGUUUCCCGUUGGAGAAAUUCAAGGAGUAACUCUUUUACAGAACGAACCAAACACAGUCCUAAUAAAUAUCAUCUUGCCACAAGCUAGUAAAGCAGGUACGAUAUUCUACUUCUGUUCGAAAGAGAGCGAUAAGUCCGGUGCGAUUUGGACACAUAUGGGUAGCGAAUAUUACAAAAAGAUGGGAGUAUACGAAAAAAUGCUACCUUUCUGGCUGCAGGUUGCUAUAAUUCUCACGUGUUUGUCAUUCUCGUCCCUUUUCUCUGGUCUAAACUUGGGUCUGAUGUCGUUGAACCGAAUGGACCUGAAGAUCAUUUGCAACACGGGUACAGAGGCUGAGCGAAAGUACGCUAAAGCUAUCUUGCCUGUGCGUAUUCAUGGUAACUACUUGCUAUGUAGUAUUCUAUUGGGAAACGUCAUGGUCAAUUCGAUAUUUACCAUUCUGUUGGACGACUUGACGUCCGGCUUGGUGGCAGUCAUUACUUCUACACUGGCCAUUGUCAUUUUCGGCGAAAUCACACCACAAGCUGUUUGUUCACGUCAUGGAUUGGCCAUCGGUGCAAAAACCAUUUACGUCACGAAAACCGUAAUGGUGCUUACUACCCCGCUGUCUUGGCCCAUCAGUAAGGCUUUAGACUGGGCGCUCGGCGAGGAAAUUGGUAGCACAUACAACAGGGAACGUCUUAAAGAAUUAGUCAAGAUGACUGGUGACGAAUACAACGACUUGGAAAAAGACGAAGUUAAUAUAAUUUCUGGAGCCCUCGAACUUCAUCGCAAAAAAGUCGGCGAUGUAAUGACCAAAUUGGAGGACGUGUACAUGCUGUCAUACGAUACGGUGUUGGACUUUGAAACCGUCUCAGAAAUCAUGAAAUCUGGAUACUCGAGGAUUCCCGUGUACGAGGGCAACCGUCAAAAUAUUGUCACCAUGUUGUACAUCAAGGACUUGGCGCUGGUCGAUCCCGACGACAACACAUUGCUUAAAACGCUGUGCCAAUUCUACCAGAAUCCGUGUUAUUUCGUAUUUGAAGACACUACACUCGACGUACUGUUCAAGCAGUUCAAAGAAGGUAUUAAAGGACAUAUGGCAUUUGUUCAUCGUGUGAAUAACGAAGGCGAAGGCGAUCCGUUCUACGAAACUGUUGGCAUAAUAACACUGGAAGAUGUAAUUGAAGAAUUGAUUCAGGCUGAGAUCAUGGAUGAAACUGAUGUUUACACCGAUAACCGUUCGAAACAACGUCGACAACAGCGUUCACUCAGAACUCAAGACUUUACCGCAUUUGCCGAGCGCAGUGAUAACCAGCGUAUCCACAUUUCUCCUCAACUUACUUUGGCCACAUUCCAGUUUUUGUCGUCGAGUGUCGAAGCUUUCAAAACAGACGUUGUAUCAGAAACUAUUUUAAUGCGUCUGCUCAAACAGGACGUGAUAUUCCAUAUAAAAAUGAAAGAUAAAGAAAGAUUUAAGUCUGAUCCAGCCAGUAUCAUUUACCAGCAGGGCAAACCAGUCGAUUACUUUGUGCUCAUAUUGGAAGGACGUGUCGAAGUCACCGUCGGCCGUGAAAAUCUUGUAUUCGAAAGCGGGCCAUUCACGUACUUUGGAUCACAGGCAUUACACCAGAACAUCGGAAUCGGCGAGUCGCCACCGUCUGGAGCCAACCCUACAAUGGCCAAUUCGACUGUGAACAACAUGGGCAGUAUACAGUCGGUCAACAUCGAUGCCAUGUUGCGUUACACUUUCGUGCCCGAUUACUCGGUGCGUGCCGUUACUGAGGUGAUGUACUUACGCGUGAAACGUUCGUUCUACAUGGCAGCAAAACGCGCCACGCUCAUGGAACGUUCUAAGAAAAUGUCAAACGCCGGUGAAUUUGAUGAAGAAGUUGACAAGCUGUUCCAUACUUAUGGAGACGAAGACCGGAAGAGUAUCCAAGGUUCUCCAGACGUAACUAGAAAUGCAUCUCAGACAACAGUACAGCCAUCUACAAUUUCGGCCAACGCAGCAUCUCUUAACAACGGAGAACCUACUCAACCUGUAGCCGUAGCAUUCUCACGAACACCUCAAGGUACCUCUGACGCAUCGGCUGAAGAAAAAAUCACACUUUUGGGCACAAACACAUUGUCUGCUGCUACAAAAUCGGACGUUACUGAUCCAUCAUCUUAGGUCUAUUAAUAAUGAGAUUAAUUGUUAGUCUGUUCUUUUAUAAGUGUCAUGUUUUUUUUUUUUUUUUUGCUUUACUUUAGAUUUAAUAGCGUUUAUUUAGGGACGUACAUUACACCAUUGAUUGUAUAAACUAUAGAUUGCUCACUGAGCAUUUUUUCAGUGGCGUAUAAAAAACUUGGUUUGUAUAAUCAAUGAUUACACAUAAGCACGUAGCAGAUAUUAUUUAAGUUUAUAUUUUUUUUUUUUCUAUUGUUAUGUGUUACAUAUAAUUUUUGACUUAAGUAGUUCUAGUCCAGCAUUAUUGUGUUCAGUAAGUGUCCAUAAAAUCCCAUCAGUCUGUCUGAACAAUACGCGAGUCAACUAAUAUGUUGUGUACAUUUUCAUUUAUUUACGCUCUCUUUACGCUCGUAUUGGACAAACAUAAUUAUUAAACUGCCAUAACGGCUGCACACUGAGGACUCGACUCCCAUUUUUAUCAUUCUAGUGACUAACUACUUCAACCAGCUUUUAUUUUAUUGUACUUUUUUUUACGAUUUAUAAUAUAAUUGCUUUGUUUAUUUCAUAUUAUUAUUUAUAAAUAUAUACAUAAUACACACCCAUUUAUAUAUUAUAUAUUACAUAUAUAAUUAAGCUUUGUGUCCCGGUGACGCGGAAAUCCGUUUUGUAUAUAUGCAAAAGCGAAUCUCCAAGGCUUUUCGUGUCUCUUAAAUUUUCAACCGAUUUACGACCCCUCAGAGUGAUCUCAGAGGUAUGCGAGUCCUCGUAUUUUUUGAUAUUAAGUUGUAUUAAGAAAUCGAUGAAUCUAUGCAAUAUCGGUUCUGUUCUUUCUUUCUUUUUAUUAAUAAAACUAAUAAUAUUUUACUUCUAUAAUCGAAUAAACAAAAAAAAAAAAAAAAAAACAAUUAAGUAAAAUUGAAAUAUAACACUAAAUUUUUAAUUAACAAUUUCCUCACACUAAACGACAUCACUAUUAAAUUGUUUACCUUUAAAAUACGUUUUUCGACUUUGUUAUUAAUUUUUUUAAUUGUUUGAGUAUUAUAUAUUGCUACGUAUAGAUAUUCUACAAGUUUUUUAAUUGACUUUACAAUUAACACAGUAACGUGGCGUUUUAUAAUUCUUAGGAAUGCGCUCAAAUUAAAGUAUAAGUAAUUAUAGGUUAUAAAAAUAAUCUGAAUGACGUUUCGUGAAUCGUUACAUAAUAUUUAGAUUCAGAGUUAACUAGUCUUUUUUUAAGCUUACUGUUCAUGUUAUAUAAUAUAUAGUGAUGUUCGUUGAAAAAAAUUUUUAAAAAAGAAGAAUAGUUGGAACAAAAUAAUUAGUUAAUAUGGAAGGGGAGAAGAAGUAUAAUGUUGAGAGUUUAUAAACAUAUAUUUAUAUAUAAUAAUGAUUAUUGAUAAUAUUAUAAAUUAUAAUUAUUAAUGUUUGUAUACUAAAUUUUUCGUAAUAUUUAUCUAUUGCGUGUAAGGAAUUAUAUAAUGUUAGAUACCUUAUGAUAUAAUUAAGCUGAAUAAUAAUCUUAGAGUUAUAUUCGACAGUAAUCAACUGAUGGUUAUCGAAAUUUGCCCAACAAUAUCUACCUAUCAAGAGUCUGAUCAUAAUAUCAGUUAUUGUUUGUUCGGCACAAUGUGACUGACAUAAUGACAACAUUAAAAUAUUAUAAUACAGUACAAUCUACGCGUAUUGAUAUUUCACUUUGUACACAUUUAAAAGUGGUGCUCGAUUGUCGUCAAACAUAUUAUUAUUAUCAUAAUUUUUUUCUCAACCACCUAAAACCUAACGAAUCAUAAUGUCUUAAAUGUAGGCUAUACAGAAUUAAAAACAUGAUACAACCACCUGCGUCUGAAAGUGGUAUAUUAUUUGAGCAUAGAAAUAUCCUAAGACCGUACCGGCGUGUCACAUGGUAAGACAAAAUUAAUAACUAUAAUGAUAUAAUAUAAAUUAAACAAUUUGAAUAAUUUUCUAACGGACUGUUCGCGAAUGAGAAUGUUACGAGCCCGUGAAAAUUUCUGGUAGAUUUCCAGGCUUCUCUUUUAUGUGUGCUCCUUUGGUGAAAAAAACAUUUCUGUUGUAUACACACACAAAUAUAUAUGGCCUGCCAAUAAUAUAAUAUUUUACUUUUGUCGCCGUUUUUGCCCAUUUCUAUAGUCUUACACAUUUUUAACUACCUACCUAUAUAACAUAAUGUAUACAUUUCGGAUUAUAUGUUGAGCGUACAAUUGCGUUAUACA
Molecule: messenger RNA, 6278 nt
Organism: Metopolophium dirhodum (rose-grain aphid)
Lineage: Eukaryota; Metazoa; Arthropoda; Insecta; Hemiptera; Aphididae
Gene: uex
Product: unextended protein
Exons: 12
Coding region: 1090-4050 (986 amino acids)
Biological process (GO): transport; magnesium ion homeostasis
Cellular component (GO): plasma membrane
Molecular function (GO): transmembrane transporter activity
Source: RefSeq, a predicted model, not a curated record